GGUGGCGGCCGCUCUGUUCGCGGCGCCGGCGGGCGGCUGAGGCAGUGGAGGGGAGCGGAGGGGCCAUGGGGACGCAGGGAGCCGGGCGGAAGCGGCUGCCGAACCGGGAGCGCCUGACGGCGGAGGACGAUGCGCUCAACCAGAUCGCCCGUGAGGCUGAAGCAAGACUCGCAGCAAAGCGAGCGGCACGGGCAGAGGCACGGGAGAUCCGGAUGAGGGAAUUGGAGAGGCAGCAGAAAGAGGAAGACAGUGAGCGUUAUUCCCGUAGAGCCAGAAGAAAUGCCUCGGCUUCGGAUGAAGAUGAGCGCAUGUCAGUGGGUAGCCGUGGAAGCCUGAGGUCUCACUUGGAACACGCCAACACCUAUCCAGUGGCUGGAUUAGAGAAUGAGAGGACCAAAAAGAAGAACUACUCCAAAGCAACCAAUGGUUAUGAGGACGAUGUGUAUGGAUCAUCCCAAAGUAGAAAAUCUAGCAGGGCAUCGUACUACUCUGAUCUGGGGCUCCACAACAGCGGCUAUGCUUCUACAUCUCAACCUUCAUCCCAAAAUGGAAACUGGCCCUCCUUGCUGUGCAGCGAUGCCCCAGCCAGAAGUUACAGGGCGUCUGUGUAUGACGAGAGCGUUUACAGUGGGAGUCGUCGGUAUAGUGCCUCUAGUUCUCGUGCUCCUUCUGAGUACAGUUGCUACCUUGGGUCAGGAUCUCGGGCAUCCUCAAGAGCCAGCUCUGCUCGGGCCAGUCCAGUGAUUGAGGAAAGGCCAGAAAAAGACUUUGAGAAGGGAGCACGUACUGUCUCAAGUUUAUCAGCAGCUACCUUAGCUUCUCUGGGUGGGACUUCUUCACGAAGAGGCAGUGGGGAUACAUCCAUCUCCGCUGAUACAGAGGCAUCUAUUAGAGAGAUAAAGGAUAUCUAUGAGUUAAAGAACCAGAUUCAGGAUGUAGAAGGCAAAUACAUGCAGGGACUGAAAGAAAUGAAGGACUCUCUAGCCGAAGUGGAAGAGAAAUAUAAGAAGGCUAUGGUGUCAAAUGCUCAACUAGACAAUGAAAAAACAAAUUUCAUGUACCAAGUAGAUACCUUGAAAGAUGCGCUCUUAGAGUUAGAAGAACAGCUGGCAGAGUCCAGGCGGCAAUAUGAAGAAAAAAGUAAAGAAUUUGAGAGGGAGAAGCAUGCUCAUAGCAUAUUGCAAUUUCAGUUCAUGGAAAUCAAAGAGGCUUUGAAGCAAAGAGAAGAAAUGCUUGCAGAAAUCCAGCAGCUGCAACAGAAACAACAGAGCUAUGUCAGGGAAAUUUCUGAUCUUCAGGAGACAAUAGAGUGGAAAGACAAAAAAAUAGGGGCGUUAGAGAGGCAGAAAGAUUUCUUUGAUUCCAUAAGGAGUGAGCGGGAUGACCUUAGAGAUGAAGUGGUUGUGCUGAAGGAGCAACUGAAGAAACAUGGAAUAAUCCCAAAUUCUGAUGUAGCCACCAAUGGGGAGACAUCAGACAUUCUUGAUAAUGAAGGACACUUGGAUUCUUCCAAAACUAUUCCAGGCACAACUCAGGCAUUAAAGACUGGAGGGGAUGGGAUGUUAGGCAAAGCCAGUGAAGUGGACAUGAAAAAUGAGAUUUUGGAGGAUAUGGGGAAAAGAGAAAUCUUGCAGAAUACUGAGCAUGAGGAACACAAAGAGGAGUCUGAGGAGCAGGAAUUGCAUGCUGAUGAAAAUGCAAAGGCACAAAAAAUGGUUGAAGAACGUGAUGCCCUGUCAGCAGUGACGUUACCAGAUAGCGGGUUUACAGUACAAAUUCAAAGCCUUACAGAACACGUAUCAGGGAGUACUUCUUCAAAUGAUGACAGUGGUGCAGAUGAUUUGAGAAAGGUGGCAGAGUCUGCAGGCACAGCAGUCCAGCAGCCUGUCAGUACAGAGGCUGAACACUGUGACUUAAAUGCAAUGUCAGAUCAGAACUUGGAGGUGGGCUCUCUCCAAGGUCAUCAGAUGUUUGACACUCCUCAGGAAAUGCAUAGUGACUUAGGCACAGAGCCUGAACUGGAAAAAGCUGCACCCCAACAGCAAGAACAAGAGGAUCUUGAAAGUAGCCAUGUCCUGAGUGAUAAUGAAAUGGAUCAAGAGGCCAACAUCACAAGCGAGAGCUGUGUGUUAGCUUCUAACCAGGCAGGGCUCCCAGAGAUUACAGCAGCAGGCUUAGUUAGCGAAGAGGUGAAAGUGGAGAGCCACACCGAGACACUCCAGCACUCAGAAGAAAGUGCCAAAAACCAGGUUACAAGUGUCUUGGAGGAAAAGUUUGUUGAAGGCCAAGACAGUACCAGUGGAGGAGCUGGAGAAACAGGUGAUAGAGCUGAACAAGAAAAUGAGGUUGGGAACACAGUUCAGGGUCAGUCGAUGGAAACAGAGCCUGUGGGUUUGGAGGGGAUGGAGGCAUGCGGAAGUGGUGUCCCAGCAGCUGAAAUUGAAGAGGAAGGCGGAGGCCAUCAGGCAUUCAUUCAGCCAGUUUCUGCAGAGGACAGUCCGUCAGCAUCAUCAGAGAAACAAAAUAUGCAGUAUGAAUCUGAACUUGAAAAUGCUGUGGCUGAGAAGGAUGGACAAAAGGAAGCAUUAACAGAAGAACUGGAGAUGUGUUCAGAUUCUGCAGAAACAGGCAAGCAAGAUAAGAUCUCUGUGGAGGCUGUGGACUGUAUUACUGAGGUAGAAGGAAGUGUUCUACAGCAGGCAGAGCCAGACAGAGAGAUUGUGGUGCAGGUGAUGACUCAGGAAACCAGUUUUGACCCAAGCCUUUUAGAUGACAGGAUUAAGGAGUCAGAAUUAGAAACAGGGGAUGAGUCUGGGACAGAAAAGGAAAGUAGGACAGAAUGGGUAGAAGAUACAAAGCUGAAGGUAGGAGUUCAAACUGUUCAGUCUAGUGAAGAAGCAAUAGGUGGGACAGUAGGAGAAAAAAAUACUCCUUUCAAAGGUGAAGCACAGAAUGUAGCUAAACAAGAGGAAGGUGAAUCCAAAGAGGAGUCAACUGUAGAUGUUAGUGUAGCUACUGGAAAGAAAGUUAGUAAAGAAACACCGGAAGAAAAUGAGCAAGAGUUAGAGCUUGCAGACCACCAUGGGGAUGGAUGUACUUCUGAAGAAGGUGCAAAUAAUUCCCUGGCACAGAAAGCCGAGUCGGAUGCAAAUGUUAGUGAGCACAUUAUACUGGAGGAUCAAGCCAAGGAAAGACUGGAAGGUGAUGGUGGUGUCUUUGGUUUUGAUCAAGAGUCAAAACAGAUACUAGAAACUGAUAAAAAAUGUGAUGAAGAGAAAGCUUAUACACAGAAAUAUGAGGGUCAUGGAACAAAGGGUGCUGCUGGAAAAACGGCCCAAACAGAUGAAGCUGGAGAAGGAAAAGGCAAAAUAGAAACAGAAGACAUCUUGACUAAAACUGACAGCUUGCAACAAAAAAAAGCUGAUGAGCCUGAAGAAACAGGGGAAGCAUCAUGGAAAACUGAGGAGAAGACUGAUGUGAUGGAAGAUGAAAUCAAAGCAUCAGAUUCUAAUAAAGUAGAAAAAAUACCAGGUGAAAAUGUAAUGGAACAGGAUUUGGAAAGUGCUGGCAAUAACAGGGAAGAAAGCAAGGAGGAUUUGCAGAGUGGUCGAAGGGGCAAGGGUAGAUCUAGAGAUGACUGUACAAUAUCCUAAGUUCAGAAUCCCAAGACUACAAAAGCUACAUGCCAUUUGAUCAGUCCCAGUACAGAAGCAUGCACUUUGCACAAUACAUCAGGCCUUAAGAAUACUCUUAAAUUGAGGUGUUUUUUUUUAUAGGUAACUCUCAUCAUAAUACAAUGUUAUGUAAGUGGUAAUGAUGCAAAUAUUAAGUUACUCACUGACGUACCUGGCCACAAGAAAUUGUGUGUGGGUUCAGUACUGCUGUGUCUCAGGUUAAAAGUUUAUCACUGAAAAAGCAAGCUUCACAGAUCUUCACUUUCUUGCCAUUAAAACACUUUUAGUGUGGAUAACUGCUACUGAGUAAUUUCUAUAGGAAACUCUUUGUUUUUCUAGCCUAGAUGAUAGAUGUUUUGAAUGUACUUAAUGUGCCCUUCGUGCACUUAUGCACAUACUUAUGUGUACUUGCAUGCAUGAGAUCUACCCUAAGUACAUUACCACUUCAUGAAGGAACUCAGUGGAUCAGCAACACUGAUGUGAUUUUGAGCCUUCUUUCUGAAUGAUUGAAGCCUAGGAACCAAUUUGGGGAUUUUUUCCCCCCAUUGGAAAAAGAUGAUGCUCUCAUUCCAUUUUUGUGUGUUUCUCAUAUGGUCAUAGUCCCAAAUAUAGUUAGGUCACUUUGAGUCUGUUCAGCCUAAGCAGUUCAGAAGGACAAUAUUCAGUUUGAAGGAAGCGCCAUGUAUACACGUCUUAGUUUGCUAAAGGGAAUAAAUAUUACAUGUUUACUUCAUCUGGGCAGUUUGCACCACAAUAGGCCUUUACUCCAUGGCUCACAUGGAGGUUUUUCUGUUUCUGAAGAAAGUUUCAAUACACUCUGUAAUGUCUGCUUAGAUUUGCUAUCAAGUACUGUCUAGUUAUGAAUAUAUAAAAUAACUAUUUUUUCCAAGAAGUUUUUUGUUUAAAACUGCAUUUCUUUACACUUUUUUUUUUUUUUUUUUUUGAACUAUGAUUCUGAAAGAAUCUGAAAAUUUCUUUAUCUUGGAAAAUUCUUACCUCUUCCUUUCUGGAAAGAAGAUAACUUUGCAUGUCUUAAUUCUCACUGGACAUCAGACCAAAGACUAUUGUUAUUCUGUAUAGUAGCCCCUGUGCCUUUUUGAAAAGCUGGAUUGCUUUAAAUUGCUGGCAUAAAUUAAACACUUUGACUCCAUUGGUGUAUUUCUCCUUGUAUUUUUGCUGGUGCUUGGGAGGAAGAGCACGUCUUGCAUACUUAAAAAUCCAUUUAAAGUUGUUCUAAGCAAUGAACAUCCCAAGGAAAUGCAAAUUGAGGAAUUGGGGGGCGGGGGGGGAGCGCUAUGGAAGGUUGUAUUUGUGAUGUUGCAAAGUUGAUGGAGUACAAACAGACUGCAAAAUGUCAAGAUGUAUAUCAAAGUGUACUGAGCUGUAUAUAAUUGAAAUAAACAUAUUUUAUACUCUAAAUUGCCUGUCUAGAGCACUGUUUAUAAACCUGCAUCAAUAUUUAUUUAAAUCUGUAUAAUGUAAAAAACAUUUUUUUUCUGCAGCUUUGUUUAAAUUGAUUGUGUUGCGCUAGAAGACCUAUUUUACUAGGAAUGGGCAGCCUUGGUGUUUGAAGACCUUUAAUACAUGACAGCAUCCUUUACAGUUCUGUUACAGGUCACAGUUAACCUGUAACUCUUUUUUCAUACGGCUUCUCUCCAACUUAGAACAGUUCCAGUAUGGUUUCCCUAAGUAUUAGCAGUUGUUCUUAAGGGUUUACCUUAAAUGCUAAUCUAAAAGGUCAUAGACCUUAAAAGCAUCUUUCAUUACUAUGUGGUAGUGUUUAUUUAAAGAUUUGUCUCUGUUGUACUUGAAAGAGUAAUGCACAGUUUAAUGUUGAAAGUAUUUUAAAUGCAUUUGUAUUUAAAUGAUAAAUACAGUUAAAUAUAUAAUUAAACAUCCUUCCCAGGCUUCACCUAUACUUGUGGAUGGAUCCAUAAGCAGCUCUCAGUGAAAUUAGGAACAUGUCAGUAUUUUCUGUGUUUUUCAUACAAGUUUGUUUCUAAAAUGCUUCUGGAUAGUUGAGGAGAUAGUCAACUAAUUUGAACUAGUUUUUCCACUCCAGAAAACAAAGUAUCUGUAAGGGAGGUCCUUUUUAAAGCCAAGUCACAGAAGGAGAAACAAUUCUAGUUUUAACUGUCCAUUUACAAGCUUUUAUCCCACAGUAAGUGUCCGACUCUCAGCGAAACUAGAGUAGGAGCAAGAACAUUGGCAUAGCUGCUGUACUAGAAAUCCAUCCUUGAGAACGUUACUGCUUGGUACGUCUGUUGGUAGCUGAUCGCUGACUUCUGGAAUUGGGCAAGUACCAUGGAGGAAAAGGUCACUGUUUUCUUUUACCUCUUUCGUUUUUGCUUGAGUGUAUACACACAUCGAGUGAGAGGCAGAGGGCUCCCAGAUAAAUCAGUUUGAAGAUAAAGGGAGCUGCUAGGUGUUCUAUUCACAAUUGAGUAAUUUAAAUAUUUUAUGCCAGCUAGCAUUGAGUGAAAUGUGUGCCAUUAAAAAGGGAGAGGAGAUGGUGUCUCAGAAGGAAAUACCUAGAAAAUACAUCUUUCAUAAAGUUACACAGCUGAGAACAGUUUUUAGCAUUUUCCCUCCCAUAUCUAAUGAAAACAAGAAAAGAUACAGUUUGUCCCUUUCCUUAUUGGUUUUGACUUUCAAGGGCAGCGAAAUAGCAAAUCAUUCUUUUCAUAGUCUUAACAUGAAACCAAGAAAUCAUGAGAGGACGUAAAACCAAGAUUCAUAUUUUCUGCUAUUAUGUUACCAGUUUUGCUUUGGGCAGGGACAAUCUGAUAAGCACCACACGCAGCAUUUAAGACUUGUAUCUCAAAAUAGCUCCAUAGCUCCAAAUGCUGAGUUUUCUGUUCCAGACCUGGUGAUCAGCACAUGUGGCCUCUAAUCCUGGCUUGUGCAUUCCUGUGAAUUUGGAGCUAGCCUGAAACGCUUUCAAAAGCAGUAGCUGAAGAAACUCAUUUGCCUUAUUCAGCAAGUAAUAGUGAAAAAAUUUGGUCAGUGUUUUCUUAUUACAGAAAGGAACAGGCCUCCUGUCCUGUCUCUCAAAAUCAGUAUUGCAAGCUUGUGUCUUCUUUAUCUUAAGCUCAUUCACUGACCCAACAGCGUGUCCCCAGCAGCGUCUCUCUUUUGGAAAGAGGGGAAAGCAUUUCUCAGAGUUUGUUAUUGUUGUUUCCUGGUGAUCCAGAAUAAAUCAGCAGAUCUGGGAAAGGAGUAUUAUCCAACCUGCUAUUGAUUCGUGGAGGCUGUAAUGAGUAGCUGCUUGGGGCUGCUGGUAUGAUUUCAUGGGAUGUUUUCCCAUCCUCCAACUACAGUUUACCCCUUGCAAUUGCAUUGGCAUUAGUUACUUUCUGGGCCAUACAUCAUGCAAAUAAUUUGUGUUAAAAUCAGCUGCUUCCCACCCUGGGCUCCCCUCCAGGUAGGAAGAUACAUCAGGGAUCGGUGGCUGAUUAGGGCGUGUUAGGUCAACUGUGCCACUGGAACAGCACCCACAUUAGUAAUACCUUGAGUCAAUUACAAUAUCAAAGUAAUAAGGAUAGUAAUUUGACUUGCAAACAGGCCUGUACAAAAGCAGAAGACACUGGUAAACACCCCCCCCACACACCCUGUGUUGUGCUGUCUCCCAGGUCUUCCCAGGGCCCAGCUCCUUCCAUCAGCCGUCAGUUAAGCUCUUUGGUGUAUGAAAGCCAUGUAUCAGUGCAGUGACUAGCCAGGGAAUCAUGUUCCCGAAGUUAAAUCUAAGUGAGAUGAGUGUCACACUGCCAUUGUUCAUCUUUGCAUGUGAAAUAGAGAUGGUGACAGUUAUAGAUGACCAUUUUAAUUAGCUGCUUUUCAUCCUAAUUCAGUAGAUUGCUCUUUUCUGCUCACCGGUCCUCAAGGUCCUCAGAUCCUUGAUCUGUUAGAAAAAUGUCUCCUGACUGCAAAAUGAAUGCGACUGUAGAGAUACCUGUUAAAGCUAAAGUAAGUUUUCUGUUAGUGUGAGGUUUUAAGAGAACAAGACCCAAGAGACUUUUGCCCGUGCAUGCAGAAAAAUUUUCGACAUGAAUGGCAGUUUUAACAAACUGAUUUUUUUCUGUGGUCUUGUAAAUCCUGAUGCCAGUGUGUUAUCUGCCCCAGUGGGCAGAUGUCCAUAAUGGGUGAAGAGAGAACUGAUGGUAAGACAGAUUCGAAGGUCCAUCCCAAAACUCAGGGAAAGGGGCUGGAAGAAGCUGGUGUGCUUCUUUACUGGAAACUAGAGGAGGUGUCCUUUUUCAGGCGGGCAUUCUUCACCCCACAGCAGCAGUUGUGUUAAUGAAAGUCACUUAGCUGAGUACAUGACUAAGUUAUUUUCAGGAUCGAGAUGGAUUAUUUGGACCCUUUGGAGUAAAUAAAUUUGGGCUAAUUUUGUAGGGUCUAGAGUUUCCUUUUGCAUCAGUCCUCAUUCUCUUUCCAGUCCGUAGAACUCCAUUUCUCAGUCUUUGCCAACCUAUGACUUCAAGCCCUAUCUCCAAGUCUGAAUAUUGCUGACCUUUCUUUUAUUUAUCCUGUCCUUGCUUUCUUCAUCGACCAUUACUUUUCUUCGCUAUAUUUCAUCUUUCACAGAAUUUCUCUUAAGCUUCCUUUCCUUCUCAUAUAGAUAAGUGGAAUUGUGUAGUUAUUUUGAAGGGAUUUAUAUUUGUGAAUUUCUGUUACUCAUGGCAGGUUACAAAAAUCUGGUUUUUUUUGUUUGGUUUUUUCAUAUCAAUGCUCAGGUGUAACAGUGGUGGGUGUGUUACAAAUGGCUGGGA
This is a messenger RNA of Neopsephotus bourkii (Bourke's parrot), 8446 nucleotides long. RefSeq names its product LRR binding FLII interacting protein 1 (gene LRRFIP1). NCBI's taxonomy places the organism in Eukaryota, Metazoa, Chordata, Aves, Psittaciformes, Psittacidae. Gene Ontology annotation, biological process: regulation of transcription by RNA polymerase II. The record is from RefSeq and is a predicted model, not a curated record. Gene Ontology annotation, molecular function: RNA polymerase II cis-regulatory region sequence-specific DNA binding; DNA-binding transcription factor activity, RNA polymerase II-specific. Bases 66 to 3653 code for a protein of 1195 amino acids. The transcript has 20 exons.